This is a messenger RNA of Plectropomus leopardus (leopard coralgrouper), 1302 nucleotides long. NCBI's taxonomy places the organism in Eukaryota, Metazoa, Chordata, Actinopteri, Perciformes, Serranidae. The record is from RefSeq and is a predicted model, not a curated record.
AAAAACAAAAACUGUCCCAUUUGUAAAAGAAAAUCCUCAAAAUCAGAUCCUGAAGUGAACUUUGCACUGAAGGAACUGGCUGACUCCUUUGAAGGAAGACAAAAAGCUGGAUCAUCUGAGACAGAAAAAGAAACAGAGAAAGAGGAGGUGGUGUGUGUUAAACAUCAAGAUGUCCCUUAUUGGUUCUGUAAGGAUGAAGACAGAGCUGUCUGUCCUGUCUGUGAGUUUCCUCACCACCAGAGUCACAAGGUGGUUCCUGUAGAACAAGCAGUCAGUGAGCUGAAGGACGAGCUGAAAUCUGACUUAAAGUCUCUGCAGGACAAGAGGGACAAAUAUGAACAAGUGCAGAAAACAUACAGAGAAGUGAGUCAACACUCCAAGAAGCAGCUGUUGUCCACAGAGAGACAGAUCAGAGCAGAGUUCAACAAGCUCCACCAGCUCCUGAAAGAGGAAGAGGAGUCCAGACUGGCAGCUCUGAGGGAGGAAGAGGAGCAGAAGAGGAGGACUCUGAGCAGAGAGAUGAGGAUGAUUGAGGAGCAGAUCUCCUCUCUGUCAGACAGUAUCUGUGCUGUUGAAGAAGAGCUGCAGAAACACAACGUGGCGUUCCUCAGCAGUUAUAAAGACACUCAGAGCAGAGCCAGAGUCCAGAGCUCACUGUCAGAUCCACAGCCGCUGAUAGAUGUGGCCAAACACCUGGGCAACCUGUCCUUCAGGGUCUGGGACAAGAUGAGGGACAAGGUCCACUUCAGUCCUGUCAUUCUGGACCCAAACACUGCACACAGCUGGCUCUAUCUGUCUGAUGAUCUGACCAGUGUGAGACAUGGAGACUCAGGCCAGCAGCUUCCUGAUAAUCCAGAGAGAAACAUCAAGUACACCGCUAUUCUGGGCUCUGAGGGCUUCAGCUCAGGGAAACACAGCUGGGAUGUGGAGGUGGGAGACUAUCCUGGUUGGAGUGUAGGUUUGGCUAAAGAGUCAGUUGACAGGAAGGGAGAGAGAUAUGCUACACCAAAAUAUGGAACCUGGUGUUUACGGCAUGGAGAUGGAAAAUACAUUGAUGCUGUUGGUAAGACUGUCAGAGUGAAGAAGAGUCUCCAGAGGAUCAGAGUCCAGCUGGACUAUGACAGGGGGGAGUUGUCCUUCUACGACCCUGAAGACAUGACUCACAUCUGCACUCACAGAGACACUUUCACUGAGAAACUCCUCCCUUAUUUCAAUAUUCGACCGGCUGGUGAUGCUAAAACUGCUGAAAUCCAAAUCUGUCAAACAGAGAUUUCUCUCUGAUGUUCAGGGAUGUAAAUUAUU